Messenger RNA from Paecilomyces variotii, 2376 nucleotides. RefSeq names its product putative chitin synthase activator. The record is from RefSeq and is a predicted model, not a curated record. The transcript is spliced from 4 exons. Bases 1 to 2376 code for a protein of 791 amino acids. Lineage: Eukaryota; Fungi; Ascomycota; Eurotiomycetes; Eurotiales; Thermoascaceae. Gene Ontology annotation, molecular function: protein binding.
AUGAGCCGGCCAUAUGGUCGAGGCCAGCCACGGCUAGGCGCGACAUUCUAUCCAGGGGGUCAGGAUGAUUACUACAUGCCGGAGGUCAUCUCUCCAUCUCCCCAAAGGGUCAUGCCGGAGGUGCCUGAGAACAUGCAGGACAACAUUGCCCACCUCGAGCAGGAGGCUCGUGGACAGUACCGAAUGACCGGCCAACACGCCGUGCAAUACGACCGGUCCCAAUAUCCAGCCCGAACCUCCUCUGCUGCCCCGCAAGCACCUGCACGAAAGCCAGUAUCUGGGAAUGGUUAUGGCCCGUCGAGCUAUCCUGUCGAUUCAUACGAGCAGAACACAAUGGACCAGCCGAACUUCUCCCCUUUCCCGGUGCUGCGAAAUCCUCCUCCCAAUGUCCCUCCCACCGAUGAACAGAGAGAAGCCAAUCUGGAGAAGGGCCGCGUAGCGGUCCUGUCUUCAAAUGAUCCGGAGAUGCAACUGGCAUGGGCCCAAGAUGCCCUUUCCUACGUCGAGGUAGCGAUGCAGAAUGAGCUUCGUGUAUCGCUCAUCCAGCCCCCGAGGCCACAGACACCCCAGGUUGAACGCCAGCUGCGGAUGGAUGCGAUCAAUAUCGUCGGUUUUCUGGCAGAACAGCAUCACCCCCGGGCAGAAUUUAUCAAGGGAAUGUGGCUCGAGUUUGGCAAAUUCGGUUUCAGAGUGGAUAAGAAGGAGGCUUUCCGUUGCUACUCCAGAGCGGCAGAGAAAGGAUAUGCCAGAGCCGAGUAUCGGAUGGGAAUGCAGUUUGAAGGUUCGAACGAGCCUGCCAAGGCCAUCAGGCAUUAUGAAAAGGGUGUUGCGCUGGGAGAUUCCGCUUCCUAUUACCGUCUCGGUAUGAUGAUUCUCCUUGGCCAGCACGGCCAACGUCAAGAUUAUCAAACUGGUCUCGAUUACAUCCGCCUGGCGGCGCAAACUUGUGAUGAGAAUGCGCCUCAGGGAGCUUAUGUAUACGGGAUGCUACUUGCACGGGAGUUGCCUCAGGUCCAGAUCCCCGAUCAGUACCUUGCUUUGGAUAUAAACGGUGCGCGGAUGAACAUCGAGAAAGCCGCUUACCACGGAUUCGCAAAGGCGCAAGUAAAGAUGGGAGCCGCGUAUGAACUUUGCCAGCUCGGUUGUGACUUCAAUCCUGCUUUAUCGUUGCAUUAUAACGCUCUGGCGGCGCGUCAAGGUGAACCAGAAGCAGAGAUGGCAAUCAGUAAGUGGUUCCUCUGCGGUCACGAGGGCGUGUUUGAGAAGAACGAUGAAUUGGCCUUCACCUACGCCCAAAGAGCCGCGCAGAGUGACCUACCGACUGCGCAGUUUGCUCUAGGCUACUUCUACGAGAUUGGAAUCUUUGUUCCCGUGGAUAUCAAAGAAGCCAAGAGUUGGUACGCCAAGGCUGCGUCAAGCGGCAAUAAGGAUGCCUUGACUCGGAUCGAGAGUAUAUCGCGGUCAAAGACGUUGUCUAGGAAAGACCAUGAAAAGGUCGCUAUCGCCAGGAUCAAGUCCCAGUACGGAUCUCAGCGACAGAAGCCAGGGCCGGCAAGCUAUGGUGCGAGAGCCAACACUAUGCCAACUAUCCAGGAUAACAUCGAUAUGCCAGAUCCUUCGAGGAUGAGGAUAUCGGACGACCAACGGCCUAUGUCAGCCGCCCCAUAUCCUGAAGGACGUCCGGGUUACAACAUGCCAGAUCCACGUCCGAGCUCUGCAUUUGGAAUCAACCCCAAUAUCCGACCCGGUUCCUCUGGGACUUAUGGCCCUCCGAAUCCCUCGGGUCGUGUUGUUUCAGGAGGUUCCGGUAGGGGAGCAUACCGCCAGCCGGGCUCCGCUCUGUCUUCUCCAGGACUUCCUCCGCCAGGUGCAGGCGAGUUCAGUGCUCCGGGAACACCGAAACUAGAUAUCGGUUACAGUGCUCCUCUGGAUCCUGCUGGCAGAGGAGACCGCAGACGGCUGCAGAGACCUUCCAACCCGAAUAUGGCCAGGCCCCAAGGUCCGCAGGAUAUGAGCUACGCCAUUCCCCCGGAGCGCAAAUCAGCGAGGACUCCCGUCUCUCAUAGCCCCGCGGGCAGUGCGCAUGGCCUUCCGUCUAGCCCACGGCCGCCUGGUCCCCAAUCUACUCAGUCUUAUCCCUCUCGAAUAGACUCCAAGCCUCCGUCAAGAUCGUCUGCAGCAUCCACGCCAGCUCCUCUUGAAGGCCCCCUCAACCCACCUCAGAUGCCUGCGGCUCAGCAAUCCGCACCUAGCUCCCCUAGUAUGCCGCCGAGCAAAGGCCCGAAGACAUUCGAGGAGAUGGGAGUCCCACAAGGUAAAAAUGAGAGAGAUUGCGUAAGUGCCCUGCUGGUUUUAUCAAUUUUGUUUCGAAGUUAG